Messenger RNA from Prorocentrum cordatum, 193 nucleotides. The record is from the annotation of a GenBank genome assembly. NCBI's taxonomy places the organism in Eukaryota, Dinophyceae, Prorocentrales, Prorocentraceae.
GUGCUGGAGGCCGACCGUGAACAUGGAGCUCCUCCCCCUCGCGAUCAGCAUCCGCGUGACGCUGAUGGACGACGAGUGGUGGAUUUUCCGCGAGUGGGCCUUCCUCCAUCAGCCGUGGGUCCUCAAGCUUGUGCGCGAGCUGACCACGGGGAUCUGCACCUCCGAGAUGCUGGGGCGCAUCUUCGACACGCAG